Molecule: messenger RNA, 811 nt
Organism: Meloidogyne enterolobii
Lineage: Eukaryota; Metazoa; Nematoda; Chromadorea; Rhabditida; Meloidogynidae
Source: the annotation of a GenBank genome assembly
AUGUUGAACAAUCCUAAAACACGUCCAGCUUUAUUAUAUUUAUUGCUUUUAUUGGGAGAAGCAAGUUGCAAUUAUUUUGAAUCAGAAUUAAGCCUAGCUAAUGACAAAACUUCUAUAGUUCGCAAAUGUUGCCCUAAAGAGCGAAUUAGACAUCAUCGGAGACCUUUGUAUUGCUGCCAGGAUGGGUUAUUCCGUGAUGAAGAAGAUGGUUAUUUAUUAAAAGAAUGCGCAGAUCAGGGUGUUUCGAGUGUAAUUAUUUUAGAAUUAUUUUUAAAAUUAAUUUUGUCCUUAAAGGAUUCCAUAGUCAAAAUAAUCAGAUGUGCUCAACAAGAAAUACACGGUGAAAAGGCUGUGGAGAUUUGCAAAGCCUAUUGCUGUGAAUUAUUCAGAGAUAGUCAUUGCUCCAAAAUAUGCUUAACAAAUAUUACCAAAGUAAACAUGUCUAUUGAAAUAUUAUUUGAGCUGUUGAAAAAAUGCAGGAAUCAUGAGAAUUAUGGGGAAGUCCAUGACUGUAUCCAUUCAAAAAGACCUAAGGACAUGGAUGCCGCAGAGUUGGAAAUUUAUUGUAAAAAGGCUAUUAAUAUGGCAAUAAAAUUAACUGUCCUUCUUGAUUUUGUUGUAAUUCUGCUAUGGGUAUAUGCCAAAGUCCAGAUUCUUGGCAAUGCUCGUUUUCGGUAUAUUUUUGCCUUUGUGAUUGGUUUUCUUGGAAAAUUUUGGAUUUGAAAAUUUUUUAAUUGUAUAAAUUUUUUUACCUUUCUGUUUCCGCCUCAUUUGAUAUGCUGAUAAUGAACCUAUAUUUGAAGCAUUGUAU